AUCACAUGUUCUUUUUUUUUUUGCCUUGUUUCGUUUGUUCAUUGGUCCAAGAUUAUUGCUUGCUGCAAUAAUACGAGUUAGCUUGAUUCAUAUUAGCUUGUCCCACUUUCUGCAUUAAAUGUGUCGCGCGUGACGUUAUCAUUCGCACAUAAAAGGAGAGCUUGGACAUUAUUUGAAACGAUUACCCGCGGCAGUGUUAUGUCUGCCGCUUUAGCUUACACGACAGCGCGUCGUGUUCUUCCGAAGUGCUUCGCGGGCCGUUUUCCAGUUCCCGGGCUGUCACUGCGCUACUGUUCAGUUGUCAACACGCUCCGCGUCAAGAAGGAAAUCGAAGAAAAGCGCAAAGCAGCUUUGCUCGGUGGAGGCGAUAAGCGCAUUGCUAAGCAGCAUGAAAAGGGAAAGUUGUCGGCGAGGGAGCGCUUAUCUAUCUUGCUCGAUCCCGGGACAUUUGUUGAGUAUGACAUGUUCAUGGAGCAUACAUGCAGUGAUUUCGGUAUGCAGAAGGAAAAGUAUUCCGGUGACAGCGUCGUGACCGGGCACGGCGAAAUUCACGGCCGCCAAGUGUUCGUGUUCAGCCAGGACUUCACAGUUUUUGGCGGAAGUCUUUCGAGUGUCCACGCCAAAAAGAUAUGCAAGGUUAUGGACCAAGCUAUGCUUGUGGGAGCUCCUGUGAUUGGUCUCAACGACUCAGGGGGAGCAAGAAUCCAGGAAGGCGUGGAAUCUCUGGCUGGCUAUGCCGACAUCUUCCAGCGUAACGUUCUCUCCUCUGGUGUCGUGCCACAGAUCUCUGUAAUUAUGGGGCCCUGUGCGGGUGGUGCUGUUUACUCUCCUGCCAUGACAGACUUCAUCUUCAUGGUCAAGGACACUUCCUACCUCUUCAUAACUGGCCCAGAAGUCGUAAAGGCUGUUACAAAUGAAGAUGUCACUCAGGAGGAGCUUGGUGGAGCCAAAACUCAUACAGUCACGUCUGGUGUGGCUCACAAGGCAUUUGAAAAUGACGUGGAGGCCCUGAUGGAGAUGCGUCGUUUCUAUGACUUCAUCCCGAUGAACAACAAGUCUGGGCCCCCUGUGCGGAAGUGUUUUGACCCCUGGGAUCGGAUUGUGCCAAGCCUGGACAGCGUGGUGCCCCUGGAGACGACAGCUGCUUACAAUAUGCUUGAUGUUAUCCUUGAUGUAGUAGAUGACCGUGACUUCUUUGAAAUUAUGCCAACAUAUGCGAAGAAUCUGAUUGUUGGAUUUGCUCGGAUGAACGGCCAGACUGUUGGCAUUGUGGGCAACAACCCUAAGUCAGCAGCAGGUUGCCUUGACAUCAACUCAUCUGUAAAGGGUGCAAGGUUUGUCCGCUUUUGUGAUGCAUUCAACAUUCCCAUCAUCACGUUUGUGGAUGUUCCUGGGUUCCUGCCAGGUACCGCUCAAGAAUAUGGAGGGAUCAUCAGGCAUGGGGCCAAACUUCUGUAUGCCUAUGCUGAAGCGACUGUACCGAAAAUAACCAUAAUCACCAGGAAGGCAUAUGGAGGAGCCUACGAUGUGAUGAGCUCCAAGCAUCUCAGGGGAGACACCAAUUAUGCUUGGCCCACGGCUGAGGUUGCUGUCAUGGGAGCCAAAGGUGCCGUUGCGAUCCUGUAUAGGGGCAAGAAGGAUGUGGUGCAGUACGAAGAAGAGUACAUUCGCAAGUUUGGCAACCCCUUCCCAGCUGCCAUCCGAGGCUUUGUUGAUGACAUCAUUGAGCCACACAUGACUCGCAAGAAGAUUUGUAAAGACCUGGACCUGUUGCAAACCAAGAAACUGAAGAACCCCAAGAAAAAGCAUGGAAACAUUCCUCUAUGAUUCCAGUUGCAGCAUUCUUUGUUGCUGGCCACCGGACAUUUUUCAAGCAUAUUCUAUUAUGUGCAUAGUAUGAGGAGUGUACCUGGGGCUUUCCAGUGCGUGUGCACAUUUCAAAUUGUACAGUGUUAGGUGUCAUGGUGUGUCUUUCUGCUGCGAUAUUGUGGCAAGCAUGCAAAAGAAGUAAAAUGUGCAAGGAUACAUGAAGUCACGAAAAGCUGCUGUGAUUAAGCCUAUUUUUGAAAUGUUGCAUAUUGCAAAUUCUGGGAUGGGUGGGUGUCACUCAUUCUUUUUCUGAUUCCACUGACUUGUUUCUAUGUUAGCUUUACAAUUGUCUACUCUCUUACAGGCUUGUUCUGAGUGCAGAAAGCCAAGAAAAAGCUUGCUUGUUUGAUUUAUUUUUACAUCAUCUUGAGAACUUUGUCUUUCAAGCUUGUCAUCUGCAGAAGGGAAAAAAAAAAGGAAGGUUGAUUUCACUGAGAAUUGCAUUUACUGUAAAACAGUUUAUUACUGUAAAACAGUUUCCUUAGAUAACAACCUUCGACAUAUAAUUUUGUUGACUCACUGUAGUCAUGUCAUUUGUGCUUGUUUUGAGCAUUUUAUGUGCUGACUGCUGUUCAUGGCACCAUUGUGGUUGUGUGGCACUUUGUCUUCGUAAGGUGCAAGCCUAAGGCUUGAGGAGUGACUGAGUGAGAUUUACACAUUUUAACUUUUUUUUCCUGAGGGUACAUGUCAAGGGGUUGCACGUCGUGUUCCGUGGAACAUGUUGCAAAAACUGCAGUGCGAAAUCUGUAUACAAAAUGAACAGUAUGUGAACAUAACACAAAUGUUUUACCUAAUUCUUUGUUUUAUUAAUUAUGUUUUAUUUGCUCACAUCGUUUUUCCACUGCUACCCUUCUCUUUUGUAGUGUGUGAAUCUCGCUGAUGCUUUGUGUAAUCCAGAGAUUGCAUUUUGGGCUUCCACUGUUCCUGCUGCAUGUUUGAAAAAAUUUAUGGUGCAUCUACUACACCCUGUUUUCUUUAUUGGAUGUGCUAAAAUUUUACAAUUUUUUUUCCUUAUAAUUUGUCCAUACAUGCUUCUUCCUAUGCGCAUUUUUGCUCUAUGUGCUCUUGCUUUUUCCCAGUGCUGUUUUGAUUAUAUUUUGCCAUACAUAACCAUUACAGAAUUUAGUCAAAGUAAAUGCAUAUACACCCGGAACCCUUUUGCAAUACCCAGAGGCUAAUCUUAGGAGGAAAUGGCAUGGUUUCUGUGCAAAUAGUUAUGGGAAACGUAUGUUCUUGCCGUGAAUUUUGAGAUCACUAGAAUGGCCGGAAUGUUUGGUUGGAAUUUUGCUAUUCUCACUGCAAUGAAUUGCAGAGGCUUUGGGAGAAUUCUACCUGAUAUUUGAUUAGCUGUUACUUAGUAGACUUGUGAUUUACUGGUGAAUGAGAUUGCAAAUAAUUAAAUUCUUCUUUAAUUAAUUGGAGGUGUUUUUUUUGUACCUAUUUUGUUUGACUUUAUCUUUUAAUGUCUAUGCUCAUUCCACACUGUGUUUAUAUGCUCCCAAUGAAUGCUCUGAAAAUUUACUUUUAUUUUCCUAUUCAUAGCAACUACUUUGUCACUUGUUGCGACAUGUGAAUGUGACAAAUGAAGUCAUUGCAUACCUUCCUAUGCAUUUAUUCUAUGUUUUGCUUUACUUUUGUGUCGUCAUUCAUUUCUAACUCGUAUUUUUCUCUGGGCCUGAAAGGUUCCUAACAUCAAUUUCAUGAGUACCCUUAUUUUCGCUUUUGACAGAGUACCGACUCAUGUAGAAGGUACUCAGGUGAACUUGCAGAGUCACAUAUCAUCAACACGAGUAUGUUUUUUUCCAACUGCUUUAAGAGCUAACCAAAUUUUGUACCUUUAAGUGAUUGACAUUAUAACCAUGGUGACAAUGUGAAUGAGCAAGUUGUAGGCAGUGUAACAGAAACACCUGAAUAGGGUGUUCUGACAUGCUAACCUUUGCAUACUUGUUUUUUUAUGGCUAAGCGAAGUAAUUCCCUGAAAUGAAUAAAAUCUGCCUACCAACAAUUUUGCAUGCUGCAUUGAACUUGCUUUCCCGAUUUGAAAAAGCAUAAUUGUCUUAAGUUAGUGUGCCACCUAUACUUUGUUUGGUCUCGUUUGACACUGUCUUCGACAGUUUGGCUGAGACCUCAGUGACUUAGGAACCAAUAAACAAGGUGACUAUUAA
This is a messenger RNA of Dermacentor silvarum, 4034 nucleotides long. RefSeq names its product propionyl-CoA carboxylase beta chain, mitochondrial. NCBI's taxonomy places the organism in Eukaryota, Metazoa, Arthropoda, Arachnida, Ixodida, Ixodidae. The transcript has 14 exons. The record is from RefSeq and is a predicted model, not a curated record. Gene Ontology annotation, cellular component: acetyl-CoA carboxylase complex; mitochondrion. Bases 199 to 1827 code for a protein of 542 amino acids. Gene Ontology annotation, molecular function: acetyl-CoA carboxylase activity; propionyl-CoA carboxylase activity. Gene Ontology annotation, biological process: fatty acid biosynthetic process.